GAUGCCAAAGUUCUUAAAACAUGUAACUAUUUUGACGAAUGUGUAUAUUCGGCUUAGUAGAGGGAGAUUAAAGGGAAAGGGGGAAGACAGUCGGGUGGCAUUGACUGUCCUGCUGACUGUGGUCAUGACUACAAUCAGACUAUUUGCCCCCUUUGCUCCAUUCUUUACUGAGUUUAUAUUCCAAGAACUGAACAAGAUGAUGAUGGGUGAGUGUCCCGAGAGUAUCCAUCACACAUUACUGCCCCGUCCAAUUGGAUCACUAAUUGACGCUGGCACGGAGGUUGUGGUAUCCGAUAUGAUCACAAUCCUCGAUCUUUCUCGUCAAAUCAGGACCAGAAUGAACGUGCCAUUGAAGUAUCCAGUGGAGAAGACAUAUAUUAUCGACAAGCAGGGAAGACUGGAAGAACGAUUGAGACCACUAAUGCAUUAUAUUCACCAGGAGGUCAACAGUUUCGACAUUGUCUUCACUCAAGAUUUCACGUCUCUCAACAUAAGGAGAAUUGUCAAGCCAGACUAUCGAAAAUUAGGUCCUCGUUGUCGGAGUUGUCUGCCGGAUAUAACCAGAAUAUUAAGCGAGCUUUCCGACGCCGACUUUGAUAAGAUAUGCGAGUGCGGAUAUUUGGAUAUGCCCGGAGAUAUUCGGGUACUUUUGGAUGAGAUGUCCGUGAGUUAUCAGUUGGGGAGUGGUGACAUGCCCGAGUAUUCAAUUGCCUUCGACAAUUAUGUAGUCCUUCUUCUUGAUUUGUUAGAUUGGGGUUGUUAUGAAAUGCUCGCUGUCGGAGGUGUGUAAAAUGCAGGGAAUGGCGAGAGAGAUUUCGUCACGUGUUCAAAAGUUAAGGAAACAGGCCAAUUUAAAGCCCGGGGAUGAUAUAUUUGUGAGUGUCGUCACGUCAGACGAGAGGAUGGAGACUGUCUUGAGGGACUAUCGUACAUUCAUCCACAACAGGAUUGGCCGACCGAUAUACCUAGGCUGCCUUGUGGAGUCAAAUGUGUUGAUAUCUCAGUCAUUCGACGUUGUCAUGUGCUUUAUUUGGUAGUUGUGUUUCCACGGUGACUGCCACAAAUGCAGUGUUGUUGUUACCAUUACUAAGCCAGUCGAUCUGACCAAUGGAUAUUCAUCCUUGUUUGCAAGUGCCGUUCGGCAGAAUGACCCCUCAGAGGAGUAUUUAGUGCAGCUGUUUUAUCCGGAGUACAACAGGGUGGCUACCGUUCAGGAAUUGAAU
Messenger RNA from Octopus sinensis (East Asian common octopus), 1223 nucleotides. Its product is annotated as isoleucine--tRNA ligase, cytoplasmic-like. Gene Ontology annotation, biological process: isoleucyl-tRNA aminoacylation. The transcript has a single exon. The record is from RefSeq and is a predicted model, not a curated record. Gene Ontology annotation, molecular function: ATP binding; isoleucine-tRNA ligase activity. The coding region runs from base 2 to 790 and encodes 262 amino acids. Lineage: Eukaryota; Metazoa; Mollusca; Cephalopoda; Octopoda; Octopodidae.